AUCGGAUGCCACUGACGUGUAAAAGUCCACAGCGUCGCGUUCAGACGUGCAUGGAGUCCGCAUAUCCACUCCGAGGCGUCGUCACUUUUGCUUUCGCUUUCCGCGAUGAAGCGCAGUCAUGGCGAGGAGUAGCAAGUCAGCAGCGGCGAGGACCCUGGAGGAUUUGACUCUGGACUCGGGUUAUGGUGGAGCCGCGGACUCCUUCAGGUCUUCCAGCGCGUCGCUGUGCUGCUCGGAGGCUCAUGGGGGGAACUGCUGGCAACUGACGGACUCCAUGCACAGCCGGAACAACAGCCUGGAUACCGUCAACACGGUCCUGGUGGAGGACGCCGAGAUCCUGGAGUGCACCGGUGCACAGUGCGCUAAACUACCCGAGCUUGACGAUGUGCCGUGGAGCCUCGCGGAGGUGGCCAGAGCCCUGAGCAGGGACGAGGGCUCCAGCCCGCCGAGCUCGCAGAGCCCGCCUCAGGACGUCCUGCUUCGGCUCUCGGUUCUGGUCAGCCGGGCCCUCGUCAGGGUCGCGAAGGAGGCGCAGCGUUUGAGUUUGCGCUACGCUAAAUGCACCAAAUACGAGAUCCAAAGUGCCGUCAAGAUGGUCCUGUCGUGGGCCGUGUCCGUGAACUGCAUCGGGGCUGCACUCGGAGCUCUGUCCCUCUACAACAUGACCACGGAGGAGGACAAGUUCAGCCGCGGCAAGUCGGUGCGCUGCGGGCUCGUCUUUAACGUGGGUAAAUUCUUCAGGUGGAUGGUGGACGGCAGGAUCGCGGUACGGAUCCACGACCACGCAGCCAUCUACCUGGCCGCCUGCGCGGAGAGCCUCUUCCGGGAGAUCCACGCGAGGUUGCUCCGCAGUGCGCUGCUGGAGAAGGACAACGGCGUCCCCAAGUUGAGCGUGGAGAGCCUGGAGCAGGCCGUGGGCGGCGAUGCUGAGCUGUGGGGGUCACUGCAGCCCUGGCAGCACCUCAUCUGCGGGAAGAAUGCCAGUGGUGUGCUUUGCUUACCCGAGGGUUUGAUUCCGCAGCAUCGAGCGGCGGGAAAGAGCGCCGAAGGGAACGCCUACAGCCAGUCGGAACUGCGCUCCAUGGAACAGUGCUUACUGGCCACGCGGGUGGGCGGCAUCUCGGAGCUCAGUGACAUGGUGUCCAGGGCGAUGCACUACCUGCAGCCCCUGUACACCAAGAACCACAGCAACGGGACGCCCAUCCACCAGAGGAGCGCCCCCAUGCACUGGGCCCCAGAGGCCAUCUACACGCUGUGUUACUUCAUGCACUGCCCCCGGAUGGAGUGGGACAACCCCAACGUGGAACCGUCCAAAGUUACCUUCCAGACUGAGAGGCCCUUCAUGGUCCUGCCGCCGUUGAUGGAGUGGCUGCGGGUGUCUGUCGCUCACACCGAACACCGGCGGAGCUUCUCCGUGGAUAGCGAUGAUGUUCGGCAGGCUGCUAGGUUGCUGCUUCCUGGAGUGGACUGCGAGCCCCGUCAGCUCCGAACCGAUGACUGCUUCUGCGCUUCAAGGAAACUGGACGCCGCCUCCACUGAGGCCAAGUUCCUGCAGAACUUAGGCUUCCAUAUGCUCAGCUGUGGACGCACGGACCUGGUGAAGCAGGCCGUGAACCUGCUGGGACCCGAUGGCGUCAACGGCAUGAGUGAGCAGGGCAUGACCCCACUCAUGUACGCUUGCGUCCGUGGAGACGAGGCCAUGGUUCAGAUGUUGCUGGAUGCUGGAGCUGAUAUCAACAACGAGGUGCCAAACUCAGUGCACAAGCACCACUCAGUCUUUCCCGAAACGCGGCAGGCGACGCCCCUCACCUUUGCCGUGUCACAUGGACAUGUGCCUGUGGUGCAGCUGCUGCUGGAUGCCAAAGCCAAUGUGGAGGGAUCCCUGCAAGACGGCAUGGAGAACUACACCGAGACCCCGUUGCAGUUGGCCGCCGCCGCAGGUGACUUGGAACUGGUGAGCCUGCUGCUGGAGCGGGGGGCCGACCCCAUGGUGGGCACCAUGUACCGCAAUGGCAUAUCCACCGCCCCGCGGGGGGACAUGAACUCCUACAGCCUGGCAGCUGCCCACGGACACAGAACUGUUUUUCGUAAGCUGCUGUCCCACACGGAAAAGGGCAAAGGAGACGUCUUAUCCCUGGAAGAGAUCCUGGCAGAAGGCUCGGAGCUGGAGGGGGGGUGCUCCUCGGAGCCGGACCUGCUGAGAACGGGGAAGGCCAGACUGAAAGCUCUGAAGGAAGCCAUGUACCACAGCUCGGAGCACGGCCACGUGGACAUCACCAUAGACAUCCGGAGCCUGGGGGUGCCGUGGACGUUACACACCUGGUUGGAGUCUCUGCGUACGUCUUUCUGCCAGCACCGCCGACCGCUAAUCCAGGGUCUGCUGAAAGAAUUCAUCUGCAUUGAAGAGGAAGAGUACACGGAGGAACUCAUCACCCAUGGCCUUCCUCUCAUGUUCCAGAUCCUCAGAGCCAGCAAGAAUGAAGUGAUCAGCCAGCAGCUGUCGGCCAUCUUCACGCAGUGUUACGGACCGUACCCAAUUCCCAAACUGGCUGAGCUCAAGCGGAAGCAGUCGGCACGUCUCGAUCCUCACUUCCUCAACAACAAAGACAUGUCAGAUGUGACUUUCUUGGUGGAGGGGAAACCCUUUUAUGGUCACAAAGUCCUGCUCUUCACAGCCUCCAACAGGUUCAAGACCCUGCUAGCAAACCGGCCGUGUGGCGAGAACACCUGCAUAGAAAUAAGCCAUGUGAAAUACCACAUCUUCCAGCUGGUGAUGCAGUAUCUCUACUUCGGGGGAACAGAAGCGCUGCACAUUAGGAACCCUGAUGUGAUGGAGCUUCUCUCCGCAUCCAAGUUCUUCCAGUUGGAGGCCCUGCAGAGGCACUGUGAGAUCAUCUGCUCCAAGAACAUCAACACGGAGACCUGCGUGGAGAUCUACAACCACACCAAGUUCCUGGACGCUCCCGACUUGGCGUCCUACAUCGAGGGCUACUUCCUGAAGAACAUGGUCGUGCUCAUAGAAGUCGAGCCUUUCAAACAGCUGCUGUACGACGUACCACCAGAUAGCCCCAGCGGGGACAUCCUGCAGAGCUUGGAGAAGACCUUGGCCGUCCGCAUCCAGUCCAUCCACCUGUCCUCCUCCAAGGGAUCCAUCGUCUAAACCAAGCGGAGUGGAGA
Doryrhamphus excisus (bluestripe pipefish) is the source of this 3177-nucleotide messenger RNA. RefSeq names its product BTB (POZ) domain containing 11b (gene abtb3b). The record is from RefSeq and is a predicted model, not a curated record. Gene Ontology annotation, molecular function: protein heterodimerization activity. Lineage: Eukaryota; Metazoa; Chordata; Actinopteri; Syngnathiformes; Syngnathidae.